This is a messenger RNA of Lotus japonicus, 2670 nucleotides long. Its product is annotated as G-type lectin S-receptor-like serine/threonine-protein kinase At4g27290. The transcript has 7 exons. The coding region runs from base 153 to 2579 and encodes 808 amino acids. The record is from RefSeq and is a predicted model, not a curated record. Gene Ontology annotation, molecular function: ATP binding; protein serine/threonine kinase activity. Lineage: Eukaryota; Viridiplantae; Streptophyta; Magnoliopsida; Fabales; Fabaceae. Gene Ontology annotation, biological process: protein phosphorylation; recognition of pollen.
GUCUUGAAAUGAGCGCACAACAACGUUUGUUGUUUCUUGCUCUUGGCACUCAUCAAAUAUUUUGAUAGAUACAUAUAGCUUUGAUUCACAUCUCUAUGUCUGUAUCCUAAUAGCAGCUAGAGUAGUACUAUAAUAGUCUAUAUCACACUUCAAUGGAAAUUCUUACUUUCAUCUUUAUACUACUUGCCUCUCUCAAAGUUUGCAUAGGAUCAGACACCAUUCAUUUGUCACAAUCCAUCACCUAUAACAAAACCUUGGUGUCCCAAAAUGGAUGGUUUGAACUUGGUUUCUUCAAUCCCGACAUGUCUAAUAAAACAUACCUCGGUAUCUGGUUCAAGAACAUCCCUAUUCGACAAGUCGUUUGGGUCGCAAAUAGGGUCCAACCAAUCAUCGGCUCUGAUGGCAUCAUGUUAACAUUGAACAGCACAGGCAACCUCGUCCUCACCCAAAACGGCACUGUUUUUUGGCACACAAACAUUCAAAAGCAAGAACUGAAUGAUAAUCUAGUGGUUGUUCUAUUGGACAGUGGCAAUCUUGUGGUGAGAAAUGACCAAGAAGGGUAUUUGUGGCAGAGCUUUGACUACCCAUCAGACACAUUGCUGCCAGGGAUGAAAUUGGGAAGAAGCUUCAAAUUGGGACAUGAUUGGAAAUUGACAUCAUGGAAGAGUUCACAAGAUCCAUCACCAGGUGAUGUUACAUGGAGUUUAGUAUUGCAUAAUUAUCCUGAAUAUUACAUGAUGAAGGGAACAGAGAAACACUACAGGUUAGGACCAUGGAAUGGACAACAUAUUAGUGGAAUACCAGAACAAGAAUCUAACUCCUUCAUGAAUUACGACCUUGUCAGUGAUGAAAAUGAAAUGUUCUACUCGUUCAGCCUCAAGAACAAAUCUGUCAUCUCAAUUAUGCUGCUGAAUCAAAGUCAAACAACUGUUUUUCACAAUGUGUGGAAUGAUGAGAAUCAAAAUUGGAGGACUUAUAUUUCACUCCCUAAGGACUAUUGUGACACUUAUGGUCUAUGUGGAGCUUAUGGGAAUUGCAUGAUUACAAGGGGACAAGUGUGCCAAUGUUUCAAGGGGUUUAGUCCGAAGUCACCACAAGCAUGGACAACAUCGGAUUGGAAUGAAGGAUGUGUGAGAGAUACACCAUUGAGCUGCAACAAUGGGACAGUGAAAGAUGGAUUUGUUAAAUUUGAAGGGCUGAAAGUUCCGGACACUACACAUACUUGGUUGAAUAGAACUAUGGGUCUUGAGAAAUGCAGAGAGAAGUGCUUGAAUAAUUGUUCUUGUAUGGCUUAUGCAAAUUCAAACAUAAGUGGUGGAGGUAGUGGAUGUGUCUUGUGGUUUGGUGAUCUGAUUGACAUAAGGCAGUUUGAUAAUGGUGGCCAAGAUCUUUACAUUCGGAUGUCAGGUUCAAUGUUAGAAGGGCGUGAAGACAGGCGCAAAAAGAAGAGGAGGACUAUAGUUGCUACCACGAUUAUUGCUUUAAUUUGUGGAGUGUGUAUUUAUUUCAUCUGGAGAGUUCGGAGGAAGAAUGCUGAGAGAUCUCAAGGUCAUGUGGAUGAUCUGGAUCUCCCAUUGUUUGAUCUACGAACAAUUUCUAAAGCCACUAAUGGCUUUGCAAUGAACAAAAAGAUUGGAGAAGGUGGUUUUGGACCUGUAUAUAAGGGAAAAUUAGCAGAUGGUCAAGAAAUUGCAGUGAAGAAACUUUCAAUCUUCUCAGGACAAGGGAUGGAUGAGUUCAUAAAUGAAGUAAAAUUAAUUGCACAACUUCAACAUCGAAACCUUGUAAAACUUUUGGGUUGCUGCGUUCAAGGAGAACAACGAAUGUUAGUUUAUGAAUACAUGGCUAAUGGUAGCCUAGACUCCUUCAUUUUUGCAGAUGCUACCAAGGGUAAAAUGCUACAAUGGCCUCUACGGUUCAACAUAAUAUGUGGAAUUGCUAGGGGGCUCAUGUAUCUUCACCAAGAUUCUAGACUGAGGAUUAUUCAUAGAGAUCUCAAAGCAAGUAAUGUUUUACUUGAUGAUAAUUUGAAUCCAAAAAUAUCAGAUUUUGGAACAGCUAGAACUUUUGGAGGAGACCAAAUUGAAGGAAACACAAAAAGAAUAAUAGGAACUUAUGGGUACAUGGCACCUGAAUAUGCUGUUGAUGGAAUCUUUUCAGUGAAAUCUGAUGUUUUUAGCUUUGGCAUUUUAUUGUUGGAGAUUUUAUGCGGCAAAAGAAAUAGAGGAUAUUACCACAUAGAUGACACUCUUAAUCUUGUUGGUCAAGCAUGGAGAUUGUGGAAAGAAGGCAGGGCUUUAGAGUUGAUGGACUCAAACAUAGGUAGUGACACAUGUGUUGUAUCAGAAGUGAUGCGUUGCUUACAUGUUAGUCUACUGUGCGUGCAACAAAAUCCAAAUGAUAGGCCUAUUAUGGCCUCUGUGAUUCUAAUGUUAGGGAGUGAAAUGGAGUUGGAGGAGCCUAAAGAACCUGGAUUCAUUUUGAAAAACUUUCAAACUGAGUCAUGUGUACAUACAAGUCAGAAUGGAGAAUGUAGUUCAACAAAUGAAGUGACAAUGACCUUAUUAUAUGCUCGAUGAAAAUAAUGUAGUAAGGAAAGUUGCACUAAAUUAAAGUAUAUAGGGAUGUAUUGCAAAGUAUUUCUUUUAAAAGGUAGACUUGUGCAUGCCA